AGAGAAUGGAGGCUGGGCCGAAGUCAACAUUACAAAACGUGAGCUAGUUGGACAAAGGGGGAGAGGACGUCGGACACUCGGUGCAGCAGGAAGGCGCCCUUCGUCAGCGAUAAAUCCUGUAUACUAGCUGGAGAGAGGAUAUUCUGUCCAGAUGAGAGAGUGGACUGAGUUGGAGAUGAGCUUUUCGGCAGGAGGGUUUCUCUGUGCCUCGGAUGGUUACUGCUCAUCAGAGCAGCUCCAGUAUUACGACAUGCUGGCUGACCCUCUGGCCUACCCCCCCCUACAGGACCCCGACCUCCAGCUGCUGCCCUGCAGCCAGCAGCAGUACACCCCCGCCAACCUGCCCUUCUCCCUCUAUGGCUCACCACCCUCCUCCACCCCCUCUCCGUCCUCCUCUUCCUCCUCUUCGCAGCCCUGCCAUCCUUCGUACCACUACAGCCCUCAUUGCAUGGAGGCCCCCUGUGAUCCCGGCCUCGAACCCCACAGCGGCGUCCAGGCCCCGGGGCUCGGGAUGGUGGGACUGCCCAUGGGGCGGCGGACACGGGUGAUGUCAGGAGGGAAGAACAGAGGUCAGGAAGAGCUGUGUGUGGUGUGUGGAGAUAAAGCGUCGGGGUAUCACUACAACGCUCUCACCUGUGAGGGAUGCAAAGGUUUCUUUCGGCGCAGUGUGACCAAGAAGGCCGUGUAUCACUGUAAGAGUGGCGGCAGCUGCGAGAUGGACAUGUACAUGAGGAGGAAGUGCCAAGACUGUCGCCUGAGGAAGUGUCGUGCCGUGGGAAUGCUGGCCGAGUGCCUUCUGACAGAAGUGCAGUGCCAGUCCAAACGACUGAGGAAAGUCGGUCAAGUCAGAGGACACAAGGAAGAGGAGAACGCAUACAACAAGAGAGUCAGCUCCACCUGCAGGCUGCCGGGGCAGGCUCCGGCUGCCAGUUUAACCCGAGAGCAGAAGCACGUGGUGGACCGGAUGGUGGAGGCGCACCAACAGUACAAGGGACAGGACAGCAGCCCCUGCAGGUUGCUUGAGUGGUCGUGUGCAGAAGAAGGGGGGAGCUUUUCUGAUGGUGCGACGCCCCAACUGCAUCGACUGCUGCAGUUCGCCAGGACAGUGCCAGGUUUUGACCUCCUGGAUUUCUCCGACCAGAGCUCUCUCUUGUCGGCCUCAUGGCUGGAGGUCAUGUUCCUGCUCUCAGCACAGCAGUUCUCCCACAACCCCAACAGCCCCAGUCCAGCCCUGCAGAUUUUUAGCAUGUCGACAAACAACUGGCUGAGAAAUGCAGAGUCAAAGGAAAACAUCCACAGCAGGAUGCCGGUCAACUCAGGAGGCAGUGAGGACCUCUUCGGGCCGCUUCUCAACUUCUUCCACAGCAUGGCGACGCUGCGGGUGACGGAGGCCGAAUACACUCUGCUCACUGCAACCGCUCUGCUCUGCUCAGGUCAGACCAGCAGGCCCAAACACCGUGCGUCCCUGCAGGCCGCCAGCUGCGUCGAGAAAAUGCAAGAACUGAUCCUGGACCUGCUGUCCAGGGUGUGCGGGGCCCAGGCGGGAGCCGCCCGCGGGGGGCCGCAGCGGUUCGGUCGCCUGCUGGGUAGACUGACCGAGCUACGGACCCUUCGUCACAACUACCUCCUCCUGACAAGACGGCAGCCGGGACACUGACAGGGAGGACGCAGCUCCGCCUUUGAUUAGAGGGACUAGAUGAUCCGGGGAUUCAGCAGAUGAAUUCUUUGGUUUCACACACCAUCAUCGAUUAAUUUUUUAGCUCAUGGGACUGAAAUGUGUUUGCGCAUUGCGGUAGUUUAUUUGGACCAAAUAUAUGUUAUCGGUCACUUAAAAAAAAAAAAGUUUUUAUAACCGUUGUAAAAAUCUAACAUUUACAAUUAGCAUUACUUUUCACAAUGCUGAAAAUUGUUGAAAUAAAAAAUAAAACAGUAUGUGCGCUCUUUUUCCGACUAAAAAGAGGGAGAAAAUGGACAUUAGUAACCACACUUGAGCUGAUGGUCUUUGAUGUAAAGACUUUUAGUAUUUUCCAAAUGGUUGUUAUAAUUCAAUUAGGGCCGGGACUUUAGCGCG
Pungitius pungitius (ninespine stickleback) is the source of this 2071-nucleotide messenger RNA. RefSeq names its product nuclear receptor subfamily 1, group H, member 5 (gene nr1h5). Gene Ontology annotation, biological process: cell differentiation; positive regulation of transcription by RNA polymerase II; negative regulation of transcription by RNA polymerase II. The coding region runs from base 152 to 1657 and encodes 501 amino acids. Gene Ontology annotation, molecular function: zinc ion binding; RNA polymerase II cis-regulatory region sequence-specific DNA binding; nuclear receptor activity. The transcript is spliced from 11 exons. The record is from RefSeq and is a predicted model, not a curated record. NCBI's taxonomy places the organism in Eukaryota, Metazoa, Chordata, Actinopteri, Perciformes, Gasterosteidae.